UCUAAUCUCGACUGUCGUUAGUGUGUACAUAGUUUGUGGUGGAAAAAAAGCUGCGGCGGCGGCGUCUGGAUUUGCGUUAAAUUUUAUGAUCUUUUACGCCUGAACCAUCGGCUCGAAUCUGAUUUUACAGCCAUGUCAACUGGACCUACACAUAAACAUCGUUAUAAAAAUGUAGGAUUAGACUCACAAGAAUUACGGAGGCGCAGAGAAGAAGAGGGAGUACAAUUAAGAAAGCAAAAACGUGAGCAGCAGUUAUCAAAACGUCGCAAUGUCCCUAAUAUUGUUCCAGAUGAGGAUAAUGUUACAGCUACGGAUGAAUAUUCACUUCCUACAACACAAUCGCAAUCCCCCGGUAUUAUAACAACUGAAAUGGUAGAUGCAUUAUAUAGUCCUAACAUACAAGAUCAACUGGCUGCAACACAGAAAUUUAGAAAAUUAUUAUCAAGAGAGCCAAAUCCUCCCAUAGAUGAAGUGAUACAAACAGGAAUUGUGCCACAAUUUGUCGAAUUUCUUAAAAAUAAUACAAAUUGCACUCUACAGUUUGAAGCAGCAUGGGCUUUGACAAAUAUAGCAAGCGGUACAUCUCAGCAAACACGUAUCGUGAUAGAUGCAGGAGCUGUUCCUACUUUCAUUUCUUUACUUGGUUCUGAAUAUGAAGAUGUACAAGAACAAGCUGUUUGGGCAUUGGGCAAUAUUGCAGGGGAUAGUCCCGAAUGCAGAGAUCAUGUAUUAGCCAACGGUAUCCUCCCUUCACUUUUGCAAGUACUAUCAAAGGCGACGCGUCUCUCAAUGACCCGCAAUGCGGUAUGGGCAUUAUCAAAUUUGUGUCGAGGAAAAAAUCCGGCACCAGCUUUCGCAAAAGUCGCACCAUGUCUACCGGUAUUAGCACAUCUUCUUAAUCAUACUGAUUAUGAUGUACUUGCUGAUGCUUGUUGGGCACUUUCUUAUUUGAGCGACGGUCCAAAUGAUAAGAUACAAGCUGUUAUCGAUGCCGGUGUUUGUAGACGCCUUGUAGAACUUCUUAUGCAUGAACAGAAUAAUGUAAUAAGUGCAGCUCUUCGUGCUGUAGGAAAUAUAGUUACCGGAGAUGAUGUGCAAACUCAAGUUGUGUUAAAUUGUUCAGCAUUACCAUGUCUAUUGCAUCUUUUAAGUUCGCCACGGGAAAGUGUUCGUAAAGAAGCUUGUUGGACAGUUUCUAAUAUCACUGCUGGUAAUCCCCAGCAGAUACAAGCGGUGAUUGAUGCUAAUAUCUUUCCGGUUUUAAUUGAAAUUUUAAGUAAAGCUGAAUUUAAAACACGUAAAGAAGCAGCUUGGGCAAUUACAAAUGCUACUAGCGGCGGAACUGCUGAUCAAAUUCGAUAUCUUGCAAUGCAGGGAUGUAUUCCGCCAUUGUGUGAUCUACUUACUGUUAUGGAUGCCAAAAUUGUUCAGGUUGCUUUGAAUGGAUUAGAAAAUAUUCUGCGUUUGGGAGAACAAGAUGCACCUAUGCAUAAUGGUCUUAAUCCUUAUGCAGUUCUUAUCGAAGAAUGUUAUGGCCUAGAUAAGAUAGAAUUCUUGCAAUCUCAUCAAAAUAUGGAUAUUUAUCAGAAGGCCUUUGAUAUUAUUGAGCGAUUCUUUGGAUCUGAAGAAGAGGAUACUAGACUUGUGCCCUCCAUCGAUUCACAAGGGCAGGAAUAUCAAUUCACUGCACCAGAUUCUUCCCAACUACCAGUGCAAGGCUUUGAGUUUUAAUCAAUUAUAUUUAAAUUCUGAAUCUUAUUUCAUUAAGUGUUAUUUGUUCUAUGGGGUUUAAAGUAUCUCUAAAAUCGAUACAACAAGACAUGAUUUUACUUACUUGCCCAUAAAACUUCAAUUUAUUUGUAUUAAAAAUACUAAUAGAGUAACCCAAAAUUAUCCAUUUUUUUUCAUUGAAUUAAAAACAGUAAAAUCUGUAUAAUUUUAAUGAUUUUUUUUUUCUCAUUCUGGAUAAACUGUAAUGCACUGUGUAUGUUAUGAUGUAAAAUCUCUUUAUUGUUUUUGAAACCUAUGUCAAAUUGCGACAAUGUUUGCAUUAAAACCUUGAAACAAUUUGUAUAGGAACUUUAUAGACUCAUACCUGCAUGUAUUUAGUGUAUGAGAUGUUCAGUUUAUGAGGCAUAAACAUUUUAGUGCUUAAGAGUAGAAGUGAAGACAAAAUGAUCGAGACAAUUUAUCAAGGCAGAUUCAUAUCUCGUCCGACUUUUGACUGACACAAUUACGAAAAAAUAAAACUAGCAUUAUAUCCUGCGAGAUACUAACUGAAUGACUGAAGUACGCGACUAUGUAGCCAACACGGACAACAUUACGCAACGGGGUAUUCAUCUUAUUAUACUAGAUAGAAACAUGACCAAUUAAACUUUUUUACUGUAAAUACGUAUCUCGUAAUUUUAAGGCUAUUCUAUACAGAGUGCCCUUAAGAAAUAAAGUAAUAAUCGCAUCUGUCCAUCAAUACAAUAUUCAUCAGUUUAAAAUUGGUUGAAAUAUUUAUUGUAUUUUAUAAUAAGCAUGUUUGUAUCAAGAUACAUACAAUGCUUAGUUCUUUUGUAUUAAUAAUCAUGCAAGAGAAAAUGCUGAUUCAGCUAAUGUAUAAACUUAAUCUAUUUUUGUCCAGUAUCACAAUUGGUUGGUCUUAAUCAUAAACAUCUGCAAAAGUUGAAUGAUUGAAUAAAUGAUUUUUAUAUAUUAUAUAGUUUCAUAAUUAAAUUUUUUUUAAUAUUACGUUUUUUUCAUUCCUUUUGUUAUGCAGGUGAUAAAAAUAAAUAGUAUUGGAUUUGUACAGCACAUUAUUGUUAAAUUUUGGACAUUCUGUAUGAAAAGUCUGUGACUGUAUAUAUAUAUAAAACAUAUUUAUUAUUUAGGUUUGACGACAUACUAUACUUAUAUUAUAUAAAUUAUAUAUACCAUCUCGACUUUCAGUUACCGAUUUGAAUUACGACAGAAAAUGACUGUACUAUAAUUCAGUAAUUGAAACUUUGCUGAUUUAUCAUUUUAGCCAAUUAUGCGGCUAUAGAUAUUUAUUGCCAAUUUAUGAAAUAACUAAUCAAGUAAUACGUAGACAUAGAAAAAAAAAAUUGUCAUGUAUUGUGCGUGCCGUUUCUAAUUAAAAUGUGGGAGAAAAAUCCUCUAUAAAAUUAUUACUUGAGAAAGCAUAUAAAGAUAUUUUUUCGGUAUUUUUAAUCACUUAAAUCAACAGCUUUUAAGUACAUUGUGAAAUAUUUAUUAAUUAAUUAUAGAGAAAUAGUUUUCUGUUAUUGUAGUUAUUUUAAAACAACUUUUAACUAUUUUGACAUUAAUUGUGUUAAUAAAACCUACUAUUAUCCUGUCAAUUAAAAUGCAUGUAGAUUGAAUUAAAUAUGUAUUUAUGUAUAAAUUUAUCACUAAUUUCUUUUGUUUAAAGAUAUAUUUCAUUGCUUAAAGAAAAUUGAAAAAUUCUGAUGAUGAAAUGAGCAUCGUGAAUAUAUAUUUUAUUUUAUUUAUAUAUAUAUAUUUCCCCAAGAGUUAUAUUAUAAAUUGAUAAAGAAUUUAAAAUAGAAUUUAUAUAAAUAAUUGUUAAUGUUCAUGUUAUUUUAAGUUGAUUUUUUUAUUAGUUUUUAAAAAAUAUUUGAGAAAAGGAGGUAUUUUAUGAACUUGAUAUUUCUGAUUAUAUAGAAUUAUAAAAAAAGCCUAUAGAGGAUUAACAAUCUUCUAUAAAAAUUAUAUAAAAAAUAAAAAUUACACCAGAUCAGAUACAUGACAAUAUUUAUAUUUCAUAUAUGUGAAUCAUUCUUUUCAUAUCUACUAUGUUAUGUAGGGUUGUGCUAGAGUUGUGUUCCGAUAUUCACUGCCAGUACUUAAAAUCUAUAAUAUAUGACAUAAACUAUAGAUUUUCACUGGCAGUGAAUAUCGGAACGCAGCUUAGAUAUUUUGAUUUAUUUUUAGAACAAGUUUGCAAAUAAUAAACACCUAAUAAAUAUUUUUUUUAUAUAUUAUUUAUUAUAUAUAUGAAAUCACAUUUUAUACAAAAUUAAGUUUUUGUUACUUCUUUAUGUUUAUAAUUGUAGUAAUAACUUGCUUGUAACAAUAACAUUGUAAUUUUUCUAAAUCUAUUCCGAAUUAUUUUAUUUAUUAAAUUAAAAUUAUAAUGAAAAGGUUUAGAUUUAUAAAUUGGCAGUAAGUAUGAUAUGAUACUAGACAUUAUUCAAUUACUGCCAGACUGUACAGACUGCCGACUGACACAUUAAUACGAAAAUCGAAAUAUACACAUGAAAUAAUCCUAAUUGUAUUUUAUUUUAAAGCUAAAUAAAAAUAUAUUCGGAAAUAUA
Messenger RNA from Cataglyphis hispanica, 4319 nucleotides. RefSeq names its product importin subunit alpha-7 (gene Kap-alpha1). The transcript is spliced from 8 exons. Bases 133 to 1731 code for a protein of 532 amino acids. Gene Ontology annotation, biological process: NLS-bearing protein import into nucleus. NCBI's taxonomy places the organism in Eukaryota, Metazoa, Arthropoda, Insecta, Hymenoptera, Formicidae. The record is from RefSeq and is a predicted model, not a curated record. Gene Ontology annotation, molecular function: nuclear import signal receptor activity; protein binding. Gene Ontology annotation, cellular component: nucleoplasm; cytoplasm; nucleus.